AUGGAAGCUAGGGAUGAUAUAGAAGAUCCCUUCAAACUCAAGGAUCUUUGGUGGCAGACCUCGAGCUUUGCUCUUGAAUCACUUCCGCCGCUGGAAUCGGUCCAUCUUGAAUCGGCCAUUUCAGAUAUUCCAAACGGACUCUUCAGUUCUGCACUAUACAACUUUGAUAAGAACCAGUCUCUACUCUACGAGAUCAAUGUCUUCGGCACCGAUAACACAGAGAACCUCUCGCUCGAGCUUCCCGAUGCAGCGCAGUCUACCACCGAUGACGAUAAGACGGAUACAACAUCUUCGAUUGAGGAACAAGAACAAGAUAGCCCAUGGAAUAUAGACUCGUUACUAAAAUACCUUCAUGAAGCGCCAAAAGAUGGACCGAAACUCGCAUCCUGGGACGGUUUUUUGGAUCGCAAUUACAAAGAACCUGCAUCCGCAUAUCUGAGCGAAUUCGGCAACAGAGGCUUUGAUGCAGCAUUAUCACAUCAAGCCACUGUGAGCGGGCUGGAGAAUGCUGGCCGUAUAAUGCGAUAUUCGGUAUUCUUGGAUUGCCUUAUUCGUCUCGGACUGGGGUGGAAUUCAAUGCUGUUUCAUUAUAACGAGCAGAAGAGGGUCUUUGAAAAGAGUAUACAAGAUAUACGCAUCACUGGGCUCAGUCUUGCUGCUCUCAACGGUAUGAUUAGCGAUAUCUCACGAUGUGGUACGGACGUCCAGAGGAUGCGAAAGUUUGUUCGAGCGAACCCAUCAGUCAGUGAACAACCUUCUGCGCUGUCGAGUUUGGCCAGUGCUAUUUCAGUAUUGCUGUACAGUCUUGAGAAGCAGCUUUCAGGACAUCUACGUGUCGAUGUCUCCUUAAUACAGGUCCAUAACCUGUUUCAGAAAUGCGGUCACCUUGUGAGCACGUUGGUAGAUAUAAUUACAGCAGCGGAAACGGCCCGGAGCGAGAGUGAUAUUAUCUCUGUACUUUUGGCCAAAAGUGAAGAUCAUGAACAGCGGGUACCCUGGCUGGCAAAUACUUUAUAUGAGCUGAUUCAGCGGUGCACAAAACCGUGGCUAUCAUCCGUCGAGACAUGGAUUGGACUCAAAAGCGAAAAGUUUCUUCUUGGUCAGGAGCAGUCAAUGAGCAGAAGCUUUGUAGAGGUGGAUCAAUCUCAAAACCUAGCUAACACAGCUCCGAGGCCCGCAAUUGUGGAUUAUAUCUACCACCCGGAAUUUGUACCUUCGUCUCUACCCGCCGAACAAGCACACUUACUAUUCGAAACCGGAAAGACACUUCGUUUGCUCAAAAAGAACCAGCCAGACCACCCGAUUUCAAGGGCCGAUGUUGUCGAAGCCGCAGAAGCUCCUAGCCUUACAUGUGCUUUCAACUGGGCACAUAUCGAGCAGAUACAGAGAAGAGCUAAUGAGUACGAAAGCCGACUGCGCCGGGAAAUAACGAGGUACAACAACGGCGACACGUCAAGGUCUCGUCCUGGGACACGGCAUGGGGAGGCGGAGCCUACCGAAAAGGGGCUGUAUGCGGAUGACGUCGCCGACAAUAAUUUUGAGCUCAUUAAUCUCGACGAUGGAAAGCAUGUCACUGGACUACUUGCCGGCGAUGCACACAUGGAGUCUGAUAGGCUUUACCAAGAUGCCGAAGAAAGUGAAUUCUUCAGUCCACAUACCUUGAUACAAAAUGAUACAGCCUUUGGCCCUCCUCUCGGCUCGGUUUUGUACCUCUCUCUAGCACCGACUCUAGCAGUGCAAGCGAAAUUGGUCGACUUUUCGUGUCUACAUUUGCUUUUUAAGAAGCACAAGCUACGAUAUCAUCUCACACUACAAUGGCGGUUCCAGCUCCUGGGCGACGGCACAUUUACUUCACGACUAUCCCACUCUCUGUUUGACCCCGAGAUGACGAGUGGUGAGCGAAAAUCAGGCGUUGCCCGUGGUGGCUUUCAUACAGGCUUACGGUUGGGGAAUCGAGAUACAUGGCCACCAGCCAGCUCCGAGCUUCGACUGGUUCUUAUGGGGCUGCUGAGUGACUGCUAUGAUGCGGGCGAAAACGACACGUUCUUAUCGGAGCAACCAGAAACAAAAGAAAAAGAGCUGCCGGGCAACCUCAGUUUUGCUAUUCGCGACCUCACUGGUAAUGAAUUGAUCAAAUGCAAGGAUCCCAACGCCAUAGAAGCCCUAGACUUUUUACGCAUGCAAUACAAACCAUCAACCACAAUCGAGAGCGUAAUCACGCCCAAAUCACUCGAAAAAUACGACCAACUCUUCAGAUACCUCCUACGACUAUUACGCGUGGUCUCCGUUGUCAACGGUCUCAUCCGCGACUCAACAGCUCGGACUUCUCUAUCUGGAGAUACACAUAACAUCUUCCAACAAUUUCGCAUCGAAACCCACCAUUUCAUACAUGCUCUAAACGAUUACAUCUUCCAAGUCGCAAUCGGCACGAACUGGCAUCGAUUCGAAGAUACUUUGCGUUCUAUCGAAUCCUGCAUCGACAGUGACGAUAUAGACGGCACCAUCGACAUAGCCGGCUCCCUGCACAGAUUACGCAAAUAUCACGAAGAUGUCCUCGAUCAGAUUUUGUUCUCGGUCUUCCUUGUUGACCCGAAAGACCCGAAAAGCCAGUCCCGUCGCAGUGCGCCAUUGAAACAAGUAAACAAGAUACUUGAAGAGAUAUUCGGCACAAUUCUGGCAUUUAUGCCUCUUUCCAGACUUGAUGGUGAACAUGGAAUACGCAGUCAGAAUGAAAAGACGGUUUAUCGCCUUUAUGUCACGUUUAGGAGAGAUGUAGGUAAAUUGAUGAGGUUUUUGAGGGGGUUGGAUGGGAAGAGAGCGGGUUUGGCGGCGUCAAAAGCAAGUGUUAGUGGUUCUGCGCGAGGGAUGUCGGCAAGAGGGACGUCGAGUAUAUAUGAGUAUUUACUUUUGCGGCUGGAUAUGAAGCAGUAUUACUAG
This is a messenger RNA of Talaromyces marneffei, 2937 nucleotides long. RefSeq lists its product as uncharacterized. Lineage: Eukaryota; Fungi; Ascomycota; Eurotiomycetes; Eurotiales; Trichocomaceae. Gene Ontology annotation, biological process: cytoplasmic microtubule organization; spindle assembly; meiotic cell cycle. Gene Ontology annotation, cellular component: equatorial microtubule organizing center; gamma-tubulin complex; centrosome. Gene Ontology annotation, molecular function: microtubule minus-end binding; gamma-tubulin binding. Bases 1 to 2937 code for a protein of 978 amino acids. The record is from RefSeq and is a predicted model, not a curated record. The transcript has 2 exons.